AUGCAAAGUCUAUAUGGAGAAGCCAUGAAGGUUAAUUCUUCAGGUAUGCACACAAAUGAUGAACUGUUACGUUCGUUUACAAUUAACGAAAUUGCCUCCCUUAGCUGCAUUAUUCAUCUUGAAAUGGAGGACGAUUGUGAAUCGAUUCAGGACCUGAUGUCCAUUCUGGCCAAUUCCACCUUGGUCGAUGUUCAGCUAUCAUCCCGUGACGACAUGGUGAACCAUUCUGAAAAAGCGAGAAGCUGGAACGAGACACAGGUCGCUACCACACGAACAUUACUCGCUCGGGAUCUGGACCAGGCGUCAAAUACGACAGCUUCCGCUUCGCAUUCUCCGACAGUGACUGCAGACGCGUGGAAAAAUCCCAGUGAUAUUACUGCGAUCGUGAUCGGAUCUGUUGCUGCAGCUUCCCUCGCGGCUGUUCUGAUCGGAAGCACCGUGUUUGCAUGCACGAAGUUCUUUCGCGGCGAGCCUGUCUUUUCCAUGUCUGGAAAGAAGAAUAGUGCUGAUGCAGACGUUGAGAAAGCAGAAAAUGUGACGGUCGAGAGUCGCAGCAAGCACACCGCCAUCUUGACGCAGGACGCACCAUGGACAAAGCGGCCAUCCCCCGAGCAACAGCCUCGCGAGAAUAGCGGCCAGAUUCUCCUUUCUUCCCUUCUCCUUUCUAAUACAGCGAUAGUGGAGACCGAGCUGCGUGCUCCAUAUACCGACCUCCGUGGCGAACAUGCAAUUUGCGCCACGCUUAGGGCUUAG
Messenger RNA from Lindgomyces ingoldianus, 753 nucleotides. RefSeq lists its product as uncharacterized. The record is from RefSeq and is a predicted model, not a curated record. Lineage: Eukaryota; Fungi; Ascomycota; Dothideomycetes; Pleosporales; Lindgomycetaceae. Bases 1 to 753 code for a protein of 250 amino acids. The transcript has 5 exons.